GCCAGCCCAGCUCCGGCCCGCCUCACACCGUGCAGCCGGGCGCCCUUAGCGAGCGCGGGCCCGGCGCCGGGCCCGGGCAGACGGCCGGGGGCGUCUCCGCCGAGACUCUUCUCUGUGGCCCCUGAGCGGCGAGGGCGAAGGCGAGGCUGAGUGGGACCGAAAUCAUGAACCGGAGUUUUCAUAAGUCUCAGACCCUACGCUUCUACGACUGCAGCGCAGUGGAAGUCAAGAGCAAGUUUGGGGCCGAAUUCCGAAGGUUCUCCUUGGACCGUCAUAAGCCUGGGAAGUUUGAAGACUUCUACCAGCUGGUCGUGCACACCCACCACAUCUCUAACACCGAGGUGACCAUCGGCUAUGCUGACGUACAUGGGGACCUGCUGCCCAUCAACAAUGAUGACAACUUCUGCAAGGCCGUCUCAAGUGCAAACCCCUUGCUUAGGGUCUUCAUCCAGAAGCGAGAGGAAGCAGACCACUACAGCUUUGGAACAGGCACUCUGUCAAGGAAGAAGAAAGUGCUGGUGACCCUGAGGGAUGAGGGUCUGCGCCGGCGAACACACCUCAACAUCAGCAUGCCACAUGACUUCCGCCCAGUGUCGUCCAUCAUUGAUGUGGACAUCCUCCCCGAGACACACCGCCGAGUGAGGCUCUACAGGCAUGGUUGUGAAAAGCCACUGGGCUUCUACAUCCGAGAUGGAACCAGCGUGCGUGUGACCCCCCAUGGGCUAGAGAAAGUACCGGGUAUCUUCAUUUCCCGAAUGGUGCCUGGGGGCCUUGCAGAGAGCACUGGGCUGCUGGCUGUGAAUGACGAAGUCCUGGAGGUAAAUGGGAUUGAGGUAGCUGGAAAGACAUUGGAUCAAGUCACAGACAUGAUGAUCGCCAACAGCCACAACCUCAUUGUCACCGUCAAGCCUGCCAACCAAAGGAACAACGUGGUCCGCAGCAGCCGCACAUCCAGUAGCUCUGUCCAGUCGACAGACAGCACCACCAGUCACCACAGCCUGCCAGCCACCCAUGUUCUGCAGAAUUUCCACUCUGAAGAGAUGGAGAGUGAUGAGGAAGCCGACAUCGUCAUUGAGGGGGCUCUGGAACCUCAGCACAUUCUCAAGACACAGGCUGUACCUCCAGGCAGCCUCUCGAGGGCCAAUGGUACCAGCCUUGCCCACAGGCUGCACAGGGACAUGGUCCUGCAUAGCUCUGGGAGGGAGAGCAAUGGCAGCAUCCACAGGUUUCUCAGCUCCCUGAAACCAGACCCACGGCACAGCCUGGUCCUCCCUCAAGGAGGUGUGGAGGAGCAUGGACCAGCCAUCACACUCUAGGGCUUGAGCCACUUGGACAGGCUGAGCUGCCAGACACACUGUGAGGAACAAGAGCCAUGGGUGGCAAGUGUUGAGUAGUAUGUAGUACUAUUAGAUGUCUAGUGACUCCAAAAGGAAAUACUUUACUUUUUUAUGUCAAUUUUAAAGUCAGAAAAAUAAUUGUGUACUUCAUCUUUUUCUUUCGUUUUUUCAUCAUCAUUCCUACAACCCUACUCUUUAUUUAAGCUUUUGGACAAGAAUACUGUCUAUUUUUAUAGGAUUUUUUCACAGAAUUUAAAAAUAUACACACCUGCACAUAUUCUGAGCCAGGCCUCAGGGCAUGUCCAGAACCUUUGCAGAGUAAAACAAUGCUAAAGUACAGAGUUUUUAAAGUUUUUAAAAAUACCUGUUUUUAAAAUAAAUCUUUAUGGAUAACUUUUUUAAAUAGUACAAUUCAUGUUUUUAAUUCAUUCAUGUAAAAAUCUCGUAAUGCCUGAACACUCCACUGACCAAGUGUGGCUGUGACAGGAAGCGGAAGCUGUCUAAGGAUAGGUCUCCUUACAGGAAGAACCUGUUUUCACACCACUUACAGCCAGCCCAAAAAGCCCACUGGCCUAUACCCAGAAGCCAUUGGGGUUACAGCGGCUGCAUCUGCAGAUGUCCCAGCCUGGACAGGCAGGCAGGCAGGCAGGCAGUCACUGCCAUCAGCCUCUUACAGUGAGGCUAGAAGGUGAGGCCCGGUGAUAGCCCAUGGAUUAAGAGCUGAUGUUUACAUCAAGGUUUUCUUUGGGUUGACUGAAUGGGACAGUUUUAAGAUGACUUCAAGAGAAAUGGAGAUGAGCACCACAACAGUACGUGUUAGCUUUGCUUUUAAAACAGCUGCUUGCUUUUAUAAGGAAGAUGAGAGCAUGUCAGUGCACAUUCCUACACCAGUGGUCACUGGCAGGAGUCCUCUUCUUUAAGUAGAAACAGUCACACGCAACUUAAAAUAGUUGUGACAGAUCACUCUUCUUAGAGGCCUAUUACUGUCUUACUCAAAUUGCACACGAAUUGUGUUUUCUGUUUGGAUACAAUGUUGCAGAGAGAAUGGCGCAUUUAUUAACUGAGAACAAACUGACCAAGUGAAUCUUUAAUGUAAAUACAGGUUUAAAGUGUCUUCCCAGCCUUCCAGGUUGACAGCCCCACCUGCUGGUCAGAAGCAGAACUGUCCUGACUUUGUGAAUGUCACAGAGGAAACUGCAUCCCUGUGUUGUCCCUUACCCAGAAUUUAUUAAGAAGUUGGUUUUUUUCCUUUGGAGAACUGUUUAUUGGGCAGAUGUAACUUUUCCUGAGGAACUGUUUGCUGGGUCUGUGUCUCAGUUGUGUGCAGAGGAUGAUCCACCGUCUGUUCGUGAGCAUAAGGUAAGAUGCAUCUCAGUGCUGACCAAGCAUCUCCUGUGCUGCUGCAGUAGUUUGGAAUGUGUUUUUCCUACAAGUAUUACAGAGCCAAAAAAACUGAUGACCGGUUACUACAAGAAUUGUUCUCAGCUAAGCUGUCGCUUGGUAUAUUGUGCUGAAUACACUGGGUUUGAUACCAAGAUGGAAAGUUGUUUCUUACCGUGCUUAAGUUGUUUGGCAAAUGUGAAUCGGUUUAUGAAUCAAUUUAUUCAAGGGAACUUAAUGGCUUUAUCUGACCUUUGUGAGCUGUUGCAUAUGAGAAACUACAUGUGUUUAACAGAUACCUGAGUGUAUUUUCUAAGUAGAACUCUACUCCUACAUUUUAUUUCUUCCUUCGGAAAAAAAUCUAUGUCAUUAUAUAUUAAAUUUUUUUGGUUUUAUAUAUCAGAAAAUAAACUUUUUUGCUUUUGA
Messenger RNA from Mesocricetus auratus (golden hamster), 3143 nucleotides. RefSeq names its product par-6 family cell polarity regulator gamma (gene Pard6g). Gene Ontology annotation, biological process: establishment or maintenance of cell polarity; centrosome cycle; regulation of cellular localization. Gene Ontology annotation, molecular function: protein kinase C binding. Gene Ontology annotation, cellular component: cell cortex; nucleus; apical plasma membrane. The record is from RefSeq and is a predicted model, not a curated record. Lineage: Eukaryota; Metazoa; Chordata; Mammalia; Rodentia; Cricetidae. The transcript has 3 exons. The coding region runs from base 165 to 1316 and encodes 383 amino acids.